Penicillium canescens is the source of this 450-nucleotide messenger RNA. Its product is annotated as calmodulin. Gene Ontology annotation, biological process: spindle pole body organization. NCBI's taxonomy places the organism in Eukaryota, Fungi, Ascomycota, Eurotiomycetes, Eurotiales, Aspergillaceae. Gene Ontology annotation, molecular function: calcium ion binding; enzyme regulator activity. The record is from RefSeq and is a predicted model, not a curated record. Gene Ontology annotation, cellular component: central plaque of spindle pole body. The coding region runs from base 1 to 450 and encodes 149 amino acids. The transcript has 6 exons.
AUGGCCGAUUCUCUGACCGAAGAGCAAGUCUCUGAGUACAAGGAGGCGUUCUCCCUGUUUGACAAGGAUGGCGAUGGACAAAUUACCACCAAGGAGCUUGGCACCGUCAUGCGCUCUCUGGGCCAGAACCCCUCCGAGUCCGAGCUGCAGGACAUGAUCAAUGAGGUUGACGCCGACAACAACGGCACCAUUGACUUCCCCGAGUUCUUGACCAUGAUGGCCCGCAAGAUGAAAGACACAGAUUCCGAGGAGGAGAUUCGCGAAGCAUUCAAGGUGUUCGACCGCGACAACAACGGUUUCAUCUCCGCCGCUGAGCUGCGUCACGUCAUGACCUCCAUUGGUGAGAAGCUUACCGACGACGAGGUGGACGAGAUGAUCCGCGAAGCGGACCAGGAUGGCGAUGGCCGGAUCGAUUACAACGAGUUCGUCCAGCUCAUGAUGCAAAAAUAA